Messenger RNA from Puccinia graminis f. sp. tritici CRL 75-36-700-3, 1176 nucleotides. RefSeq lists its product as uncharacterized. Lineage: Eukaryota; Fungi; Basidiomycota; Pucciniomycetes; Pucciniales; Pucciniaceae. The coding region runs from base 1 to 1176 and encodes 391 amino acids. The record is from RefSeq and is a predicted model, not a curated record. The transcript is spliced from 7 exons.
AUGAAUCCCGCAAACCUAAUUAUUCAGUAUGAUAGUGAUACUCAGUCUGAUCUAACCCAGGACCGCAAGAUAACUCCACCCAAUCAAGGGCCCGCAGGGAUCGAUCUCCCUCCGAAGAAGGCAAAGCCCGAGUCCCAUGACCGAAACCAACGACGCCGCAUCGGCAACCACGAGCUAGCCGACCCAUUUGCUGACUCUGACUCUGAAGACACAGGAGGUCAGCGCCCCCGAGAGGACACCCCUGUUACUCGUACUCCCCAUGAGCAGUUAUAUCAUGACAUGGGUGUGGCCGAGCUGGGAGAGAAUGUUGCUCUUACUUUUCACACUCUUACAGAGCCGCAACGUUCUGCCGCCCUGCUUGCGGUCCAACUAUCUGUACACCGCCGAAUGGACGAAAUCAUAAGGGGAGGAAUCAAUCCACAUCCACAGGUUUCCGCUGUCACUGCGGUUCUUAGCCACGAAGAACAAAUCCGCACCUUUGAAUACCAAAAGCCAGCCAAGGACUUCAUCCGAAUGACCGCGCGUCAAUGCAUGACCGCAGAGAACAUUGAGACUUAUGCUCAAGACAACCAUGAAAACUCGCUCUUCCGCUUGGUCAUGGCCGAAAUAGCCCUCCUCCCUCCAGCCUUCCAACGUGCACAUCUCCCACCCCGAUUCAUUGGAGGUGACCAAUCAGCCCUCAAUAGUGUUCACACUGAGGUGAAGAACCAACUCAAACAAGUUCGACACAAGGUGCGCAACGUCUUGCUCACCGGCAUUGUCACAGGUGAUGCCCCUGCGCCCAUUAAGGUCCCGGACAUCCAAGAGCUGUCCAGGCUUGUCUGGAAGCAUCUGAUGACCACUGGGAGGUCCAAUCCUCUCUCGGAAUCGGAAAUCGACACCCGAAUCAAUGUCUUUUUGAAGGUCCGGAUUGCCUACCUCCGGUUAGCCACCCUAGUCAACUACCUCGAUCCCGCUUGCCGAAACAUAUCGCAGUGGGACCAGAUAGAUGCCCAACUUGUUGCCAGUCGAGCCCACCCAAUCAACUAUACUAACCAUUGGAACCGACUGAUCACAUCCAAGGAUAAGGCAUUGUUUGGUGCCAAACCCAUGUAUGCUGACAUCGAUCAGGACCUAAUCAGCAGUCCUAGCGAUGAGGAAGUCCAUGCACGUAUGGCCACUGGCCAACGGCUAUGA